Messenger RNA from Xyrauchen texanus (razorback sucker), 4242 nucleotides. RefSeq names its product Moloney leukemia virus 10b, tandem duplicate 2 (gene mov10b.2). The transcript has 22 exons. The coding region runs from base 320 to 3385 and encodes 1021 amino acids. Lineage: Eukaryota; Metazoa; Chordata; Actinopteri; Cypriniformes; Catostomidae. Gene Ontology annotation, molecular function: 5'-3' RNA helicase activity; RNA binding. The record is from RefSeq and is a predicted model, not a curated record.
UACUCUCUCUGAUCCACUGGGGGCGCGAUUACCUCUCCGAUCAAUUCAUCACGGUUUAUUCAAAUUAUGUUUACUAAGUCUUAUUUUACAUGUUUACUGUUGGACAGGUGUGCCUUGUAGACUACAUUUCACACAUGUUUUCUAGCUAAAAGAUGUAAAGGUCGUGAAUAUAAUCAGUUUUGAAUCAAGAUGAGAAACCCUAUGCUACUUUUUAAGUUUCGUUUUCGUCGUUUCCGCAAAAACAGCUGCGACUGCUUUAUAGAAGUGUGUGAGUGGGUCAGCAUACCUCCGUACAUCGGUACAGAACACUCUACACAGCAUGAGCAGAAGAAACAGAAAGAAUCGGCUCUCUUGUGCCGAUGUGCGUGCGGUUGGACUUGACUUCAUAGAACUGCUGGAGGAAACAAACAGGAGAUCUAUCACUGACAGAGCCACACUGAAAGACAUCUACAAUCUAGAGUUUCGAGACAGGGAUGGCGUUAAAGACCCAAACUUCUCUACAGUGCUCUUUGCAUUGAGCAAAGGCAACAAGGCGCGCAUCAGAUCAGGACAUGUUUACUUUAACAAUAAUGUCCGGUUAAGGUUGCAUGAUCAGUGGUUUAGAUCUUCUCGCAGACAGCAAAAUCAAGCCACGCCUAGUUUGAGUAAUGGAAAAUUACAACCAUUCUCUAGUGGCCAGGAUGCCUCUGAUCCACCCUCCAAUUCAGGACGAGAGGGUGGAGUCAGAGGAAGGAGGAAACUGGCUAAAUACAUCCUACACCGACUAGACAGUAAAGACAGGUCUGUGUUUAUAGCUGAUAAGCAUGGGGUGCGGGUGUCCUCAGACAGGGAGAUCAUUGAUGGUGAGAUUCAGAUCAAUGUCGACAGUGCAGAGGUUUAUAUGCUGAAGCUGUUUGUUGAGAACACAGGUCAGGAGGCUGUGUAUUUCACCUACUAUACCACUCUCCAAUGGCUGCAGUGUUUCACUCUGGAAGACAGCAAGAAAGUCACACGCAACAAUCCACUCCGUCUGGAACCACGUGAGCAGUAUGAGGUGACUGUGAGAUUCAAAUCCAGUCAUGUGGGAGUUUAUUCAGCUUCUCUAGCGUUUGAGUUUAAGGAGAACACCCAAGCCACCACCCAACCCAUCCACAUUUUGCGCUUCAUUAAAGCAGUGUACACGACUAAGCUUGCAGCCUUACUGGGCCCCACAGAACCAUUCAAACCCCUGAGGCUCAACACCUCUGAACCAGAAAACUGCAUAGUGGAUGAGGGUGUUCCACCUGAUGGUUUUGUUCAGAACAAUCUGGAAAAUGUAGUGUCACUGGGGCAAUACACUCCUCCCCUCCAUAUAUCUGAACUGGCAAAGCUCCUGAAAGAUGACUGCUCUUCCCAGACUCUGAGAGGAAAGUGUCAGGAACUUCAGUCACUAUUGCAGAGUAAGCUGGAGUUCCAUAACUAUGCAGAACGAUUCGAUUUACUGCUGUACCUGGAGGAGUGUCAAAUGCAUGUUGACAUCAAGAGAUAUAACAAAGACAAAGUCACCUUAGUGAGGGACACUGACAAAAGACUAGUGGUCUUAAAUCUCCCUGGUGUAUCGGAGAAUCGGCCAUCAGUUCUGAGGGGAGACCACCUUCUUCUUACCAAAAGUACUGAGGUCAAACUUUCAUCUGUAACCAAAUACAAGGGCUACGUCCACAAAGUGGAAUUGGAUAAGGUCAAACUGGGCCUCUCCAGAAGAUUCCUAGAUAAAAUUUUCAUAAAUAACAUGGAGUUCCGUGUAGAGUUCACGGUUAAUCGUCUCCCGUUAAGACUACAACACAGAGCUGUACACAUGGCGGUCCAGCACAACCUCAAAGAUGUGCUAUUCCCUGUGGGGUCAAGGGACGUGUCCCCUGCACCUCUGCCUUCCCUGAAACUCUUUGAUCGAAAUCUGGAGAGGAACCCUGAACAGUACAGUGCAGUAUGUAACAUCGUGGCCGGUACGUCCAAGCCAGCACCUUACUUGGUGUUUGGGCCUCCUGGCACUGGUAAAACUGUCACACUAGUGGAGGCCAUCAAACAGGUGGAGAAGAUGGUACCUGGUGCCUGUAUCCUUGCAUGUGCUCCCUCUAAUAGUGCUGCUGAUCAACUGUGCGAAAAACUUAUCAGUAGCCAACAUGUUGACUCACAGAAAAUCUACCGACUCUAUGCUAGUACACGCAAUCCUAAAGACAUCCCUACGGCAGUAGUUAAAAACAGUAAUCUGGAUGGUGAUUUAAUUGUUUUUCCAUGUAAAGAGGAUCUAAUGUCUUACAACAUCCUAGUCAGCACUCUGGUCACCGCAGGCAGGCUGGUCAGUGGGGGGAUUCCUCCGGGUCAUUUCACUCAUAUCUUUGUAGAUGAGGCUGGACAUGCUGUGGAGUCAGAGACUGUCAUCAGUGUGGCAGGACUGUUGAAUGCAGAGACUGGACAGCUUGUUUUGGCUGGAGAUCCCUUGCAGUUGGGGCCGAUUCUGAGAUCUCCUCUAGCCAUUAAUCAUGGACUUGGUGUCUCAUUGCUGGAGAGGCUAAUGACACAGAAUGAGCUUUAUAGGACAGAUAACAUGGAAUAUGACAAACGCUACGUCACCAAACUGCUUCUGAACUACAGGUCUCAUCCAUCCAUUCUGCAAGUUCCUAAUGAGUUGUUUUAUGAUGGGGAGUUGAUAUCCUGUGCAAAUGAGAUAAACUCUAACCAAUACUGUACCUGGGAGCACCUGCCCAAAAAAGGAUUUCCUGUGAUUUUCCAUGGAGUGCCUGGGAAGGAUGAGAGAGAGUCAAACAGCCCCUCUUUCUUUAACACCUUUGAAAUAAUUAUCAUCAUUGACUACCUGAAGAAGCUGCUCCUGACACAGGCCAAGAGGGGUAUCUCUAAAAUCUUCCCCAAAGAGAUUGGCAUUAUUGCCCCCUACAGAAAACAGGUGGAGAAGAUCAGACGGGCCAUUGAUGCAGAAGAGGACUUUCAAAAAUGCAUGGGCAUUAAAAAUCUGAAGGUUGGUUCCGUGGAGGAGUUUCAAGGCCAGGAGAGGAAAGUGAUCAUAGUGUCAGCUGUUCGCAGCAGUGGGAAAUUCAUCAGUUUGGAUGAAAUGUUUAACAUUGGGUUUCUCAAGAAUGAGAAGAGAUUUAAUGUGGCUGUGACAAGAGCAAAAGCCCUGUUCAUCAUGGUGGGAAACCCCAUCAUUCUACGGACAGAUAAAAGCUGGGGCAGGUUUAUUGAUUUCUGCACUGAGCAGGGCGGUUACACUGGAUUUAAUUUUUCCAGCGUGGAGAGAAUAGAGGAGGUUGAAGAGCGUUUGCUUGCUCUUAACAUCCAGGAGGAAAAGGUGGAAACAGAGGAGAGUGCGAUCCAACAAUAUCUGAAUCCUGAGUGGAGACACGAGCACUAAAUAAAGAUCCAUCCAGCUCAAGCCUCUCCCUCGUUCAGUUGUGAAGGCACUGAUCAAGGAGUCGUCCAUUUAUAUGGCUGUCCCAAUAACAAAAUAGACGCAGUGAACUGAAACGUUCGCUCCCAAAAAAAUCUCCAGAACUCACUAUAAAACAGGGAGCAUCGAUGCUCACCAUGUCUCCUUACCGGAAACGUCGUCAGGUAUUCUGAAGCCUUUCAAGUCGUUAAAAGACAAGCACAAGUGUAAAACUAUGAAGUCAAAGACGUAUUUUCUCUUUAAAAUGUAUGUUGUUUGUAAUGUAUUAACAAAUGUGAUGUUGAUUAAUACCAGCAGAGGCACCCUUGCCAGUGGUCGAAAUCGCGUUCAGGAUAUAUUGAUACAGGGAGCUGAUUGAGACACACAUAGACUCUAAGCAGAAGUUUGAUUUUAAAGAUAUCACCCACAUUAAAUCAAAUACUAAUAUGUAAAUAUUACAUAAAUCUCAGGCAUAGAGUGUGUGAAAUCUGGAUGUAUGACAAUGGUUUCAUUAGAUUAAGAAAAAUACAUAAGCCCUCAAAAUGAAAUGGAUAUGAGCACAUGGUUGAUAAAUCUGCUCGUUAUUCUUAUACAUUGACAUUAAAACAACUUUUUAAUUUUGUGUGUGAAAAAUCAUCAUGGAAUGUGGCCAAAAAUGACAAAUGGGUUUUGACAUUUACAUUCCUGUUGUUUUGGGUUGUACACCUGGUGCAUAAUGGGAAAUAUUAUAUGUCCAACCACAACUGAAAAUGCAAAUGUUAAUAUACACUUUCACUGAUUCAUAAUUUCUUGACAAAAUAGUUUAAAAAUAAAACCAGCAUCUUUCUUGAUGUGUGAUUGUA